AGUCCAGGUGGGGGAUACCCAAGUGGGCUCUAAACUUACAAUACGAUGUGACUGGCAAUUGCUCCACCAAGUCUCAUCAGAGCUAGACACGAUUCCAAGCAGAGAACACCUAAAGUGAUCGGCUCCAUAAAAAAGUGCAUUUAGCGACACUUUGAAAAAAAAUCGCGAGUGAUAAAUUAGUGCUGUGCGCAAAAAUCCUUAAUCUGUCCAAAAAAAAAUUUUGCUUUUGGUUGAUAGGAAGUCUAGAGAAAAGCCUUGUGGGAAGUCGUAUAGUGCGCAUCAUAAAUAAUUAUUACUUCAUUAUACUGUGAUAAUAUUUUCUCAGCAAAUUCACAUUUUUAAGUCCAAAGCAAGCAUUGAAAGUCUUUGAAAAAUGUUGAGGCUCAUUCCAGUGAUGAUCUUCAUCUUGGCAGCUUUUGCCCAGACAGCAGAGAAUCCACCUUACAUCAAACAAUGUAGCCGCUCUGAUCCCAAAUUGCUGGACUGCCUCCGAGAUGCACUUCACCAUUUGCGGCCCUAUUUGGCAACCGGCAUACCAGAAAUUGAGAUGCCAUCAGUGGAGCCCUUCGUCAUGGACAAUUUGGCGCUCCAACUAACCGGAGGACCACAGGGUUACCGAGUCAACCUCAAAAACAUGGAAGUUUUCGGCGCAAGCAAUUUCACCGUUAAAUCCAUCAAGUUGAGCGAGAACAAUAAGCCAUUCGAGGCAAGAAUUGCGAUGCCCAAAUUAGUCAUCAAGGCGAAAUACUUCAGUUCCGGGGUGCUCAUCAUUAUUCCUGCCAGUGGAAGUGGUGACUUUGCUGGGGCUUUCGAUGGCGUUGUUGCUGAUGUUCGUGGAACCGUGUCUACCGAUCCACGUACUGAAGGUACCUUUAUCCACGUAGAAACGCUAGCUCUAGAACUUACCAUCAAGAAGGUGCGAUUGAGUGUAUCCAAAGUCUUCCAGAACAACAGAAUAUUGACUGAGGCAACAAACUUAUUCCUAAGAGAGAAUGGACAUGAAGUGGUGAAGGCAAUGCAGCCACAAUUGCAGAAAAAGCUCUCGAUUGAAUUCAUGCGCAUAGCUAAUCAACUACUUAAGCAUGUGCCCGUAGAACAGUUCCUUCCAUAUUACCUUCAGCAGUGUAGUCGAGAUGAUCCGGAAAUCAAUUCCUGCCUGAUAGAAUCAGCUAAUAAAUUUGCAAGACACCUGAGAGACGGUGUUCCCGAGUUAGAAUUGGAGGAGGUAGAGCCCGUUAUCGUGGAUGAAAUCAGUAUUGUUCUCGGAAAUGGUCCAGAGGGCUAUCGGGCCAUUUUCCGAGACAUCGAGGCUUUUGGUGUGAGCAAUUUAACAGUGACCAAUAUUCGCUCCGACGUCGACACCUUGCAGUUUCAACUGACUCUGGAGAUACCCAAGAUUAAGGUCCGUGCCCAAUACAGAUCAUCUGGUGUUCUUAUUCUUGUACAAGCCUCUGGAGCUGGCGACUAUUGGGGUCAAUAUGAGGCAGCUCUCAAUCUCUUCAUCAACUCCAACAGUCAGGAACUUCUGAAGGAAAUGAAACCAGCACUGAGAGCAAAACUCACCACUGUUCUUCAUAAUUUCAUGGAUAAGCUAUUUGAACGAAUUCCCCUAGAAUAUUGGAUAGUAUUCGAGAUGCGAACUAUAUGCCUUGUUGUUUUUGCGUAUCUACAAUUAGUGGUUGCUAUUGAGGAAGUCCCUGAAUACCUUCACAUUUGUCAGCAGUCUGAUCCAGAUCUCGAACAAUGCAUGAUUAAAAGCAUAGAACAGCUUCGUCCAAAGCUCGCUGUGGGAAUUCCUGAACUCGAUAUACCGCGGCUUGAGCCAAUUGAUCUGGGGGAUCUUCUUGUUGCCGGAAGUAACACGCCGAACGGUCUAACGAUUACUGCCAAAGAUAUUCAAUCGUACGGCGCAUCGGAUUUUCAGAUUAAGAAAAUCGAAGUUGUUGAAUAUGGUCAGCACUACAAGUUACAACUCUACCUUCCUCAUCUGUACACAAAGGGAAGAUAUUCAAUUGAUGGACGUGUUUUGCUGCUUCCCAUUAAGGGUGCUGGAAAAUUCACAGGAAAUUUCACGAGGUGUACAGCAGAUGUUACGAUGAUCCUUGAGCCAGCUGAAAUUAGCGGAAAUGACCACAUCAUCCUGAAGAAAUUACAAAUUAAGAUUAAAGUUGGUCGUGGUUCAAUGUAUCUGGAUAAUCUAUUUGGCGGUGAUAAGACUCUGGGGGACAUUGUCAAUGAUACAAUCAAUCAGAACUUUGAAGUUGUAAGCAAGGAUAUCAUUCCUUUAAUCGAGAAAGCACUUGAGCGUCACUUCAAGAAGACAUCAAAUAAGAUUCUCAGUAGAUAUACAAGAAGUCAAUUGUUUCCUUAAUAAGUCAACACUGGAGGCAGAAAUAUAAAUAAAAAUUGUAAAUAUAUUUAA
Molecule: messenger RNA, 2422 nt
Organism: Phlebotomus papatasi
Lineage: Eukaryota; Metazoa; Arthropoda; Insecta; Diptera; Psychodidae
Exons: 15
Coding region: 374-2371 (665 amino acids)
Source: RefSeq, a predicted model, not a curated record